UUUAGUAAGGAUUCCACUGACAGGCAAUAGGCACACGAUACAGUGACAGCCCCUGGGAAGCCUGAUUGGUCUGUGUGUGCACUGAUGUUACAAGCAAAACAGAGUGGCUUCUGUGAGCUCUGAAAAUAGCAACAAGUGCUGCCCAGUUCAGCUCAGCUGUAGUCCCACUGCCCUCGUGCCUCAGCCAAAGCCCCCUUGCAGCACAAACUUCAGUGGAGCUGAGGGUCAGCUCAGCAGCAUUUUUGGGCUUCAUGAUGUUGGAAGUUUAUUUUAAGAUGUCACUUGAUUUUAUCCAGGACUCUACAUUCAGCUUUAACAGGGAAGAAACAAGAAGUGGAUAUUAAGCACUUGGUUACCCUCAUGAGUGAAUUCCUCUUGGCUUCCAGAAAAAAAGGAGUCUCAUGCAUGAUGAAGAGCUGGGAAGUGUAAACAUCCAGAAUGCAUCUAGAAGACCAUUUGAACAGAUUUUUGGAAUUUCUGCUCAAAAGAGGACUUUUGCUAUUACUGGUCCAUCUCAAAACUAUUGCUGCUUGCCCAAAGAGCUGCCAGUGCUCUGACACUAAUGGAGCCACAGUUGUUCACUGUAGCUCCAGAGAUCUGGAAGAAAUCCCCAUAGACUUCCCAAUGGACACAGUGUCCCUCAAACUGGAUGCCAAUAAGAUCCAUCAAGUGCCAAACAAUGCAUUUAAGGACCUGAAUUAUCUCCAAGAGUUGGACCUGUCUAGGAAUUCAAUUGAGAAAAUAGAGUUGGCGGCUUUUAAAGGGGUGUCAGAGGGUCUAAAGCUUUUGGAUUUAUCUGGAAAUCAGAUUCACACUAUUCCUAAGGAAGCCUUGGCUAAACUUAGAGCCAAAGUUCGGCUUUCCAAUAACCCAUGGCACUGCGAUUGCAACCUUCAAGAGAUGCUGAGGGAACUCAUAUUAGACCCAGGCACAGUAAAUGAAAUUUUCUGUCAUACAUCUGUUAGGGAGGAAUAUGUUGGGAAGCCCUUAAUCCAGGUUUUAGACUCUGGCAUAAACUUUUGCAACAUUCAUAACAAAACCACAGAUAUUGCUAUGUUUAUUACCAUGUUUGGUUGGUUUGCAAUGGUGAUAACCUAUGUAGUGUACUAUGUGAGACACAACCAAGAGGAUGCUAGGAGGCACCUGGAGUACCUCAAGUCAUUGCCCAGUACACAGAUAGCCAAAGACUUUGAUACUAUUAGCACUGUGCUUUAAAAAUGGAUAACUUCACAGGCAGUGAACAUAUAUAAAUAUAUAUAUAUUCUUCUGGAAUCUGUGUCAGUACUCUGAAAUGGGAAAAAAUUUAUAAUAGGCUAACUAUAACAGAACUAAAUAUCGAAUACAUUAUUUCUAACAUCUGUUAAUGAGUAAAAGUCGUCAAGGUUAAACUCACUGCAUUCAUAUGAUGUUAAAGAAACUAGAUUUAUAGACCUAUAAAAACAUGUUAUUCCACUUUUAAAUCUAAAUUACUUGAGUACAGGGGUGCUUCGCCAAUGAGGCGAGUUGAGGCUGUCGCCUCAGGCGGCAGCGCCCCUCU
This is a messenger RNA of Xenopus laevis (African clawed frog), 1537 nucleotides long. It is a transcript of the gene lrrc3.S, whose product is annotated as leucine rich repeat containing 3 S homeolog. The record is from RefSeq and is a predicted model, not a curated record. Gene Ontology annotation, cellular component: plasma membrane; membrane. Bases 439 to 1215 code for a protein of 258 amino acids. Lineage: Eukaryota; Metazoa; Chordata; Amphibia; Anura; Pipidae. The transcript has 2 exons.